GUACCAUACAUAGGCUUGAGCACACAACUCCAACCCCAUCUUCAACUCCUCAUCUCCUAGUUACUAGUCAAAGCAAAACCCUAGUAAGCAUGGCCGAACCCUCGCCUGACCUCACCAAGGUCAUCAACAUCAAGUUACUCUGCAGCCACGGCGGCAAAAUCCUCCCCCGUUACCCCGACGGCAAGCUCCGUUACCUCGGCGGGGAAACCCGUGUCCUUGCCGUUCCCCGCUCUAUUUCCUUUUCCGAACUGUCGUCCAAGCUGACUGAGUUGUGUGGGCCAUCCGUGACGGCCGUCAGUCUGCGCUGUCAACUGCCCACCGAGGAUCUCGACGCCCUCGUAUCCAUCAAGUCCGAUGAGGAUCUCGUUAAUCUCAUUGAGGAAUACGACAGAGCAGCCUCUUCCGCUAAUCUGAAGAUCAGAGCCUUCCUCUCACUCAUCCCCACCGGCAGGACACCCAAAAGCAUUUCAUCCCCUUCUUCCUCCUCGGCCUCUGCCGCCUCCACGACUUCGUCCUCCGGCACCUCCUCGUCGUCAAAUAACUACUUCGGCGCCGCUUCCGGUUCCACCCCAAGAUUCCCCUUGCCGUCUUCCACCCUAGUUGAUCGUUGCCUUCGUCAAAUGCCGCUGCAGCCAUCCCCGUCGACGGUGCCGUUUCAGAGACCCCCCUCCAAGGUUCCUCACUGUGCUAAUAUUUACCAUGCUCGUCACGGCCACAGAAACAACAACCCUACUGGUACUACCGGUAGUCGUCUCUACCUGGUUCACAACGGCAAUCACUGGCAAUAACAUCGUUUGCCACACGGUCGGAGUUCCGGACUACAAAAUUACAAAUAUGCCACGGCCGAUUAAAACAAGUUAAUACUACAAACCCUAAAAUUAAAAAAACACAACAAAUAUCAGUUAUAUAGUAUAUCUGAUCAGUUAUGUAAUGGGAAAUAUGGAGCUGUAAUCGUUCAUCAGGUGGAUUGCUAUUGAAUAUCAGUGGCGAUUAAUGAAUUUCAGUCCUAAUUCGUUUUUUCAAUGUGCAUACAUAUAAAGACAUGGUGAGUGCUUUUUUUUGCAA
This is a messenger RNA of Malus domestica (apple), 1065 nucleotides long. RefSeq names its product RAF-like serine/threonine-protein kinase PRAF. NCBI's taxonomy places the organism in Eukaryota, Viridiplantae, Streptophyta, Magnoliopsida, Rosales, Rosaceae. The record is from RefSeq and is a predicted model, not a curated record. Gene Ontology annotation, molecular function: protein binding.